CAGAUUUCCAUCACACCUCAUCACAUCCAUCAUCCAUCUCGACGAUCCAAGCAGCACAAGAACGUCGUCUCUGAUCACCACCACCACCACCACUGAAUCAACAAGCUCGCAGCAGCUCUGUUCUAGCUUAGGCCGGCGUCCGUCCGCACCGUCCAAAUGGCGCACCACUUCCUGGGCAAGCACCACAGCAAGGCCACCGCCGCCGGCGAGGCGCCGCCCAAGGUCACCGACUGGCGCAAGGAGGAGAAGCACCACAAGCACAUGGAGCAGCUCGCCCAGCUCGGCGCCGUCGCAGCGGGAGCGUACGCCGUGCACGAGAAGCACAAGGCCAAGAAGGACCCCGACCAUGCGCACUCCCACAAGAUCAAGGAGGACGUCGCCGCCGCCAUCGCCGUCGGCAGCGCAGGCUUCGCCUUCCACGAGCACCACGAGAAGAAGGACGCCAAGAAGCACCGCCGCAACGGCCACCGCCAUUAGUGUAGUGUGUGUGCACCGCGCACCACAUAUAGCAUAUAUAUACAGAUAUAUACUGUAUAUAUAGUACAAUAAAUUGGACGUACUAUCGUAGUCCUACUACUACUGUAUGUGUGUCGAUCCUGUACUGCUUAUUCACAUUGCAUUGAUUUAUUAUUUAUUCAUGUUACUGUUUUUUUUGUCCGUA
Messenger RNA from Panicum virgatum (switchgrass), 661 nucleotides. RefSeq names its product abscisic stress-ripening protein 1-like. Bases 157 to 477 code for a protein of 106 amino acids. The record is from RefSeq and is a predicted model, not a curated record. The transcript has a single exon. Lineage: Eukaryota; Viridiplantae; Streptophyta; Magnoliopsida; Poales; Poaceae.